Melopsittacus undulatus (budgerigar) is the source of this 3782-nucleotide messenger RNA. It is a transcript of the gene TMEM132A, whose product is annotated as transmembrane protein 132A. Gene Ontology annotation, cellular component: endoplasmic reticulum. Lineage: Eukaryota; Metazoa; Chordata; Aves; Psittaciformes; Psittaculidae. The record is from RefSeq and is a predicted model, not a curated record. The transcript is spliced from 11 exons. Bases 35 to 3475 code for a protein of 1146 amino acids.
CGGAGGGACCGGGAGCGGCGGCCGAGCCCCGGCCAUGGCCCCGGUACCGGCCCCGUGGCUGCCGCUGCUGAGCGUGGCCCUGCUGUGCUGCUCGGCAAAGGGGGACGGGGACCCCCCGGACCCCGUGUACCUCCCGGCAGAGCUGGAGCUCCUCGGUGUACCGGAAUACUACCGCUUGCAACGGGCGGACCGGGAUAUCCCAACCAACACUUCCAUGGAUACCCACACCGAGACCUUCCUGGUGCUGCGGCACAGCACCGGUACCCAGCCCGUGGUCCAGGCCACCUACCCCCCCUUCAGCACCCGGCAGGAGGUGCCUAUGGAGAAGCAUAGGGAAGCAUGGGCAGUGAGGGCUGUGUCCGUUGAGAGCUCGGUGUCACCAGCAGAGCCCUUUGCCCGUGUGCUCUUCCAUCUGUAUGGGCCUGACUGGAUGGCUGGGAAACGGGAUCAUCCCAAGGGAUGGGAUCAUCAUGGAGAGCAGGAUCACCCCAGGAAGUGGGAUCAUCAUCAGGAGCGGGAUCAUCCCGGAGAGUGGGGUCACCCCAAGGAGCAGAACCAGCCCAGGAACUGGGAUCACCCCCAGGAGUGGGAUCAGCCUAAAGAGAGGGAUCAUCCCAAGGAGCGGGAUCAUCCUGGAGAGUGGGAUCACCCCAAGGAGCAGAACCAUGCCAGGAACUGGGAUCACCCCAAGCACUGGGAACAUCCUGGACAAUGGGAUCACCCCGGAAAGCAGGAUCACCCCAUGGAAUGGGAUCAGCCCAUGGAAUGGGACCACCCCAUGGAACGGGAUCACCCCAAGGACCAAGACCUGCCCUGUGUCACCCUCCAUGCACACCACCGCGGGCGGGUGGCCCGUGGCUCGUGCCACCUGCAGGCCCCCCUGGGCGCCUGUGUGGUAGAGCUGCAGAUCCCCCCCCCCUGGUUCUCCCCCGAGCCCCCGGAGCCGGUGGAGCUGCACUACAGCCUGACGGGAUCCCGGGAAUGCCGCGGCCAUACCGGAGCUGCCCCACGGUACCUGGGAUCACUGGAGCUGCGGGCGGCAGAGCCGGUGCGGUGGCAGGAGGUGCGGUUGGAUGCCAAGGUCCUGCUGCGGGUACCCGAUGCCACCAUGCGCCCGGGGCAGAGCUUCACCACCACAGUCACCCUGCGGCACAACUUCACUGCCGACCUCCUGGUGCUCCGGAUCAAGGCCAAGAAGGGGCUGCAAGUGAUGGGUGCCCGCGCCGCGGUGCCCGGUGUAUGGGCAACACAAGUGGAGCGCAGCCGUGGUCCCAAGCACUCCACUGUGGUGGUGACGUGCCGGAGGAGCGGGGAUGCUGAUGGUGGCUCCAGGGUGGCUGAUCCCGAGGCGUUCCUGCAUGUGGAUGUGGCGGUGGAGAACGGCACCGUGGGGCUGGCGCCGGCGCGGCCCCUCACGUGGCAAGUGGAGUACCCAGGCCAGGACCCCGAGGCGCAGAAGGACAAACUGGUGUGGGAGAUCCAAGUGUCAGAGAGGGAUGUCCGUGCGCUCGUCCCCCUUGUGCAGGACCUGGAGAUCCUCAACACAGCCCCAUUGACAGGGGUCCCCCGCUUCGUGCCUGUCAGACUGGUGGCAGUGGAGGCAGGGGGUGCCAUCACUGAGCUCCCGGAGCCCCCCGGCUGUGAGUCAGCUGACAAGCAAGUCCUGCAGGUGUCCGAGGGCUGCUCGGCAGUGCAGGUGCUGGGCCGGGAGAGCCGUGGGGCGCGUGGGGCGCGGGUGGAUUUCUGGUGCCGCCGCCUGCACACGUCCCUGCUGUUCACCGUGUGGGCCCCACUGCUGCCGCUGCGCGUCCAGCUGGGGGACAUGGUGCUGGAGCAGCUGCGCGGAUGGCGCCGGCCUGCGGGCACCGGCAGCUCCGGUGCAGCCGGUGUCGGUGCCGGUACCGGCUCCGGUCGGUAUCGCGGCUGCCGCCCGCAGUUCCAGCGCACGUCGCUGCGGGUCCUGGCUCACUUCGCGGCGCGGCCGCAGUCCGGGGGCCGUCCCCUCGCGUACCUGCCCAGCCCCACAUGGCUGCUGGACGUGACCCCCCUGGUGGCUGCGCGCACCCGCGUCCAGGACCCGCGCGUGGCCGCGCUGGAGCCGGGGCCCGUCCUGGUGGGGCUGGAGCCGGGGGUGACAUCGGUGGAGGUCCGCUCCCCACUGUCGGACUCCAUCCUGGGGGAGCAGACAGUGGUGGUGUCGGAGGAGAAGGUGACGGUGACGGAGCUCCGGGCACAGCUGGUGUCAGGGCUGUCCCUGACGGUGCAGGCAGAGCCAGGGCACCAUGGGCUGGUGACUGCCAGUGCUGUGGGCACAGGGACCCUGCAGGUGCCCAAGCAGGAGGCGACGCUCUCAGUCUGGUUGUCCUUCUCCGACCACACUCUGGCCCCACUGGAUCUCUAUGGCUCACAGGACACAGCCUUGACCAUAACCUCUCUGGACCCCACCGUGGCCACCGUGGGGGGCUCACCGGGGGUCCCCACCGUGCACCCAUGGGUGGUGGCCGAGGGCCCUGGGCAUGGGGCACUGCUGGAGCUCAGCCUGCACCCCCCGGAUGCCUGCCGCCGGGGCCGGCACCAUGGCACCGCACUGGCCACCGGCACUGCCUGGAUCCAGGUGUUGGGGGGCCAGGGCACCAGCACCCCCCGGAGCCCCCAUGGGUCCGGGUCCCCCUUCCAUAGGGCAGAAGGGGCGAUGUCGGGGGAGGCGGUGACGGCAGCCGGUGAGGCACAGAGGAGGGAUCCUAUGGGAAUGGGACCAGCCAGCACCAAGCUGCAAGGGUUGGGGUCUUCCUCGGAGGAAGAGGAGGAUGGGUACGGCCAGAACCACGCUGGUGAUGAUGAUGAUGAUGAGGAGGAGGAGAUGGUGAAGGCUCCGGAGCGUGUAACCGACCUGGAGAUCGGCAUGUACGUCCUGCUGGGGGUCUUCUGCUUGGCCAUCUUCAUCUUCCUCAUCAACUGCAUCUUCUUCGUGCUGCGCUACCAGCAGAAGGAGCUGCCUGAUGCCGCGGCCCCAUCGGCCCCACAGCCCCACAACUGGGUCUGGUUGGGCACCGACCAGGAGGAGCUGAGCCGGCAGCUGGACCGGCGGCAGCCGGAGCCCCUGGUCACUGAUGGCAUCACCGAUGGCAUCACCAAUGGCACCACCAAUGGCACCACCGAUGGCACCACCGAUGGGCGCUGCUGCUGUGGCUCUGAAGCAGGGGGUGACCCCACUGCCCCCCAGCCCCAUAGGGAAACUGGAGGCCCCCAGCCCCAUAGGGAAGCUGCAGCACCACGGGGCGGCCGCAGGAAGAGGGUGGAAUUUGUCACCUUCUCCCCAUCGCGGGCCCCCGAGGAGCCCCCCGAGCCCAUUCCCAAUGUCCAGUCCAUCCUGGUGGCCAGUGAGGACGACAUCCGCUGGGUGUGUGAGGAUAUGGGGCUGCGGGACCCCGAGGAGCUCCGCAGCUACAUGGAGAGGAUCCGGGGCAGCUCCUGACCGGGGCAGGCAGAAGGGACCGGAUCCCCCCUGUGCCACCAUAGGGACACACACACGGGUUGGGGACCAUGUGUGGGGAUGGGGUCUUGGGGUGUCCUUAGGGUCUCGUUGCGUUGUGUUCAUAGUGAUGAUGAUGAUGAGUCCUGGGGGGGUCCCUGUGUCCUCCCUGUGUCCCUUACCCCGAUCCAUGCGUCCGGGUUUGUACGGCUGAUGUUUUGUACCUGUCCCAUGUGCUGGGGGCUGUUAUUUAUGGAGGGGUCCUCACCCUGACCUGGAUACAGGCAAUAAAGUGUUGGAGAGGACCCGA